CGCUACGUGUGUGUGUGUGUGUGCGUGUGCGUGUGCGUGUGUGUGUUCGGUCCGUUGGGUGGCCGUGGUUGGGCGAAGGAUACGCGGAUACCAGGAACUUUCCUCCUCUGCCUUGCAUUGGCAGACCGGAGGGAGCCACCCAGGGAGACUAUCUGCCAAUGUGAAUGUGUGUGUGUGUGUGUGUGUGUGUGUGUGUGUGUGUGUGUGUGUGUGCGUGUCCUGCAUUUCGCAGCCAGGAUCAACACCACGACUCGCGUCCCGGGUCCCAUUCUCACAAUAGUAUGAGUGUGUGUGUCGCAUUAUAAGCGUAGAGUGUGUGCGUGCGUGUGUGUGUGCCAGGGGUUCCAUAUUAUCCUAAACGCCUUCCUUCGAGACUAAACAGUGUUUAAAAGAGAGAGAGAAAGAGAGAGAGAGAGCAAGAAAAUUGUGUAAGCUUGUGUAAGUGUCAGUGUGCGUGUGGUGAUCGUCGGGCGCUGGAUUACGUAGUAGGGGCGUAGGAGGAAGAGCAAGAACCGCAGGGAUGCCGCUGUACUCCGAGCUGUACCACAACUUCGUGGGCAACACGCCAAUCAUCCCGACCCCAAUCUCGGUCGGAUCGGCCACCUACAGCCCGCCAACGUACGUCGGGGUGUCGCGCGCCUACCCGAACGCACUGACCGGUGCCCUGUCCGGGGUACGGGGCGGUACGGGGAGCGGCGCACCCACCUUCACCCGCGGCUACGUACCGAAGCUGACGCCGAUCACCGAAACGCCGCUAACGAGCACCCGGAUAGCGGCGCUCGGGCGCGUCAGUUCGCCCAAGUUCCUGCACACCACCAGCCAUGGCCACGGACACGGGGGUGGUGGUGCCGGUGCCGGUGGCCACCAUGGGCAUGCCUCACCAACCUACCAGAAACCACGGCGCACCAUCAACACGGCCGACAUCGAUGUGUCGGCGUCGAAGUAUGCGUCGCGUUCGACGCCGCUCCUUACGCACACUUCGCGCAAAUCGCUGGUGGAUGUGCCGCACGUACCGUACGGUACCGGCAGUCCACCGUCCACCAGCGUCGCGCACCUCAACCACCUACACCCGGCACCAGCAAUCAACUCCAGCGCCGUGCCGCCGGCACCGGCGGCACCGACGGACGGUGCGGAACCCGCCCGGCUCGGACCGCCGGCAUCCACCACGACCACCACGCGCGAUCAAGAGCUCAGUGAGCGCAGCGAGCAGCGAAGGGCUCGCUCCACCAUCAACCGAAACCGGGCCGUCGUGCGGCUCAAUACGAUCCGUGCCCGGAGCCGAUCGCGCGGCAGUCGCGGAAGUACGGAGCGUUCCGAGCGUAACUCACCGGACCGCCUAGCGUCGGCCACCGCCGGCUCGACCGGUGCGUACGAUGAGCAGAUGCUGCUGCUCGAACCAUCGCUCACGGGCUCACGGGGUACGAGCGGUAGCUCGUGGCGCGACAACUUCCGCGAGGAGCUCGCGUUCCGGCCGCGCCGCACCGAACCAACGAAAUCGCCCGGUGAGCUGCUGCUCGAGAAGCACCUGAUCCGGGAGGCGGCGGCGGCGUCAGCGGCAGCGUCGGCGUCGGCGUCGACGCCACUCGACGCCACCGGUCUCAGCCUGCGUUCGCCCGUCCUGAGGCGGCGCGGCACGGUACGGCGCAAGAGCGCCGCCAAGAUACCGAGCUUCCACGAGAUCUGCGCCGACAUCAGCUCGGACAAGCUGGACGACGAUCUGAAUGCGGGGGAGCUGCGGCGCCGCGCUAGCCAGCUGAUCGAGGACGAGCUGCUGCAGUUCCAGGCGGAGCUGAAGCAGGUGGCCGCCAAUGCUGCCGGUGGUGGUGGUGGAGCCAGCACCGGCACCAUGGUGCCGGUUACACCCGAGACACUGGAGGAGCGGCUAAAGGAGGCCCUCGAACAGCAGGGCCAGGACGAUUCCGGGGUCGAGUUUCCGGAGAAGCGUAAACAGAAGAAGGUAAAACGCACCAAGACGAAGGUCCUGCCGAGGUUGGACGGGGAGCAGCAGGACACAGGGGUGCCUGGGGAUGGGGAUGUAGUGGUGGUGCAGAAUUCUGCACCACCACCACCACCGAGGCUAGUGGCUGAGGUGGAGUCGAUCGAGGAGUGCACACUGUUCAAGCUGCCCAAGAAGAAGAAGAAACCACAAACGGCCGGGCAGCAGUCACCGCCGGCGGCUAACGAGCCGCCCAAGGAGCAGCAAGCGGGCAGCAGCAUCACACCGAACAAGACGACGGCACGGGUGCUGAGCAAAUCCGUGGCCACCACUGGCACGGUACCGGCGGCUCAGCGGAUCCACCUGGCCGACCUUACCGGCGGCUCCGAACCGAAGCAGGCGGUACUGCUGCGGAACGGAUUCGCCGAUGCGUCCCAACCCAAGGAGACGAAGGAAGAACACCAGAGGCCAACGGUACCGACGGACCAACCGGCACCGGCACCAAAGACACUGGGCAUCAAGACGUAUGUUCGCAAGAAAACGGUCGAGAAGCUGGAGCAGCAGCUGGAGGAGGUGGUAUCAGCGGUCAGCACCGCUCCGAAGGGGCAGGGGCAUGAACCGCCAACAGGCGACUCCAAACAGUCUGCCUCGGGCAUAGCAGAACAGCCCAAGGCGGGCAACAGUGUCGAGGAGCGUGGUUCCAAGGAGCUCGAUGAGGGGAAGAAGCUGCCGAUGACGGAACCACCGAAGGAAGGGAAGGAAGUAGUAGCAGUAGCUGCAACGGUGCCAGCCGCGGUGAGGAAAGCUGAACCGGCCAAGCCUACGGACACAAAGCAGCCGGCAGUCACUCCUGGGUUUCCAGAUUCCAAGCAGAAUGACGUGUCACUACCCUUACCUGCGGCUGUCGUUAGCAAGGGUGGCACUACAGGGGUGGAAUCAAAGGUAGCUAGUAGUAGUAGUAGUAGUAAUAGUAGUAGUAGUAUCUCAGGCGCACCCGAACCUACCGAAGGAGUCAAGAAGGAAGCACCGGCACCGACCGCCAAGAAGGUCGCUCCACCAAAAUCGCCACCAGCCGCACCGAAGGUGGAGGAUCCGACGGUCACCGUACCACCGAGGGUUGCUCCGAAGCCAGCACCGGCCGGUGUCGGGCAGGUACUGAAGCAGGUGCGCAAGAAACCGCCGCCGCCCCCCGAGCUGAAGCAAAGCCAACCAACGAAGGUGGAUGAGGUCGACUUCUGGAGUGCGAUCGGGACGCGCGAGACCGUCUCGUUCGCCCGGCGGAAGCAACACCAACUGCAGCAGCCGCCACAGCCGCCACGGUUCAUUGAGGAAGAGGAGGACGCAGAAGCAGUUCCGUGA
Molecule: messenger RNA, 3295 nt
Organism: Anopheles darlingi
Lineage: Eukaryota; Metazoa; Arthropoda; Insecta; Diptera; Culicidae
Product: nucleolar protein dao-5-like
Exons: 2
Coding region: 521-3295 (924 amino acids)
Source: RefSeq, a predicted model, not a curated record